This is a messenger RNA of Trichomycterus rosablanca, 5841 nucleotides long. RefSeq names its product collagen alpha-1(I) chain. Gene Ontology annotation, cellular component: collagen type IX trimer. The coding region runs from base 18 to 4673 and encodes 1551 amino acids. The transcript has 66 exons. NCBI's taxonomy places the organism in Eukaryota, Metazoa, Chordata, Actinopteri, Siluriformes, Trichomycteridae. The record is from RefSeq and is a predicted model, not a curated record. Gene Ontology annotation, biological process: extracellular matrix organization. Gene Ontology annotation, molecular function: extracellular matrix structural constituent conferring tensile strength.
AACGUCCUCCAGACACCAUGAGGACCUUCAGUCUCCUCGUCUGCUCUCUAGCCCUCGUGACCUCGGCGACCUCGGCGACCUCGGCGACCUCGGCGACAUCAGGGACCCUCGACCCCCCGGGACCCUGCACGGAUCAGGAUUUUGGGUCCCACUGUUCUGACCGUCAGAAGGAGAACGGAGAGGAACCGGAACCUGGAUCAGAUCUCACACGGGAGAUACGAGCAGAAGAUCGAGUUGCACGUCCGGGAGCAACCACCAGCGCCGAGCUUCAUCAGGAACAACCGCCCCCUGUAGGUCUGGAGUCACCAGAUGAACCAGAUGAAGAGCAAACAGAGCUGAAGAACACUGAGGAUCCAGGAGAAUCAGAAAACCAUCAGGUGAAGUCUGACGUCCCUGAGCACUUGGGUUCUUCACGGAUGUCCAGAUUAACCGAAGAUCAGAGUCCGGAUCUGAAAGGGUUCAUUGCUGCAGACGUGAUGGAGGAACGUGUGGACGAGGAAGACGUACUAGAUGGAACCAGCGCAGAUGUCAGAGGAACGUCAUCAGAGGUCGAGGGACCAGGAACGGUGGAGGAACCGGGCGAAGGAGCUGAGAAGAUUCCUGAAUCAGGAGCAGAUCUGUGUGAUCCGGAUCAGGAAGGAUGUCGGAUCAGAACCGGAUCACGACCAGCUUCCAGUUCAGACAGAGUGAGAGAAGGAAACGUAACCCGCUCGACUGUAAACACAGGAACACAGGGACGUCAGGGUCCGUCUGGACCGUCUGGUUUGCUAGGACCGUCUGGACUGAAAGGAGAGAAAGGCUCUGCCGGGGCGUCGGGUCGGACCGGGCGUAAAGGGCACCGUGGUCCUGUCGGCCCUCCUGGCUCCCCCACCGUGGUUCUGUGGACGACGUCUGAGGAGGAGUGGAGAGAUUUCAGGAAGAGUGAACUCUACAGAAACAUGAGCGCAUCCUGGCCGAGAAGAAAAGGACAACCAGGACCGGCUGGACAACCGGGACAUCCUGGACCACCAGGGCCUCUGGGAGUUCCAGGGAAACAUGGCAGGAAAGGAACAGUGGGGCCCAUUGGCAGAGCAGGGCCUCCUGGGAUACCGAGACCUCCAGGAAGGCCGGGACGAGAUGGCGAGGCGGGUAAAGACGGAGAAUCCGGCGUGGCGGGACAGGCAGGAGAAGAUGGUUUACAGGGUUACAGAGGAGAACAGGGUAUUCAAGGAGAGCCGGGUGACUGGGGUUACAGGGGUGAGGCGGGACCUCAGGGGGAGCGAGGUGGGCGUGGCCGGAGGGGUAAUAAAGGUGAAACUGGUCUGACUGGAAUCACUGGUUACAUCGGUUCACCUGGACCCAGAGGACAGCGGGGGCUGAUGGGAACUCCUGGUCCUCCAGGGGAUCCGGGCUGGGUCGGGUUCAGUGGAGCUCCGGGUCCAGCGGGGAGCGCGGGUGCUAGAGGUGCUAAAGGAGUGCCGGGUGUUAAAGGACCUCCAGGUCAGCCCGGUGAGAUCGGAUACAGAGGAGCCGCCGGAAAACCAGGAGAUCACGGUUCUGAUGGUGUUAUCGGUUUUCCCGGUGAUGGAGGUCCUCAGGGUGAACCAGGGCCGGGCGGAGCCCCGGGUCCCAAAGGAAAUCCCGGGUCGAGCGGAAACGAGGGCGAUAUCGGGGAACCUGGAACUCCGGGACCAAAAGGUGCUGCUGGGAAACCAGGGAGAGUCGGUCCCUCAGGUGAUCCAGGUCUGAAGGCUGAAAACGGGACUAAAGGAGAACCAGGACAGAUAGGAGAUCAGGGGUCUCCGGGGCCCCCCGGUCUGCGCGGCUUCAGGGGUCGAGCGGGUCGUUCCGGAGUUCAGGGAGAACCCGGGUCGUCCGGACCCCCCGGGAUGGGCGGGUCUCAGGGUGAGGAGGGAGGCGCCGGAGAGCAGGGCAAACAGGGCGGAGACGGACCGAAGGGAGAACGUGGUGCUGAUGGUGCGACUGGAGUCGCGGGACCAAAAGGAGACAAAGGUCGACCUGGACGAGGUGGAUUCUUCGGUGUACCAGGUCCUCUGGGAGAAAUGGGUAAAUCAGGAGAGCGAGGAUCUGACGGAGAGCCUGGUAUCAAGGGUAGGAGAGGGUUUCCAGGAGGACCCGGAGCUAAAGGUCUGAAGGGUCUGCAGGGUUUUCCGGGAACUCCGGGGCCGGAUGGGAUUCAUGGUUCUCCGGGAGCAGCAGGACCCGCGGGAUCGAGCGGAGACUCCGGUUCUUCAGGACCCAGAGGGAUUCUGGGAAAGCCAGGCGCUGCUGGUGCACAAGGUCGUGUCGGAAACACCGGGGAUCCCGGAGGUAGAGGUCUCACCGGCAAACCAGGAAAACCUGGAGUCAAGGGAAUGAAGGGUGCAGCCGGUCCUGAUGGAAUCCCCGCCGCUCCAGGACAGAAGGGGGUUCGGGGACACGAGGGUCCUAAAGGAAAUCCCGGUCGCCCCGGAUCUCGAGGUUUCCCGGGACAGAAGGGUUUCAGAGGACCGACGGGUGUAGAAGGAAACAUGGGUGUGUGGGGUGAGAUCGGCCUCUGGGGGCCACCAGGAGAUCGAGGGCCUCCGGGAGCAGCCGGUCCGGCGGGGGUGCCCGGAUACUCGGGAAGAGACGGAGCUGCAGGAGCUUCAGGACCUCCAGGAGAAACAGGACAGAAGGGAUUUUCAGGACCGGCGGGUCUGACCGGUGCUGCUGGACUGGACGGUGACGAGGGCGUGGCAGGACUGACGGGACAAGCCGGACCCCGAGGACUGAAGGGAGAACCGGGUGAGAAGGGGAGCCCCGGAUCUGCUGGAGUUCAGGGACCGAAGGGUGCGAGAGGAGAACCAGGAGGACGAGGGUCGACGGGGACGAAGGGCCCGACCGGCCGACAGGGACAGCUCGGCUCUAACGGGCGGACGGGAGACCAAGGACCCCCUGGAGAAAAGGGUGAAUCCGGAUCCAGGGGACGUCCAGGUUCAUCAGGUAAAUACGGUCCAGGUGGUAAAACAGGACCGACCGGAGCCAAAGGAGAGGAGGGUGAACGCGGACUCCCUGGAGAGAGGGGAAUUCUGGGGCCUCCUGGAGCUGCAGGUCCCACUGGAACACCAGGUUUAACAGGAACGAGAGGUUUGAAUGGGAUCACUGGGCGUCAGGGAGCAAAAGGAGAUGUUGGUGAACGAGGCGAGCCUGGAGAUCAGGGUGAAAAGGCGGCAGCAGGUGUUGAGGGUUUGAGAGGAAUGAAAGGAGAAACUGGAGGAAAAGGAAAACAGGGCCCUGUCGGAUCUUCAGGACCUAAAGGACCUGUUGGAGAGAGGGGUACAUCAGGGGUUCCUGGACCCCCUGGUCUCACAGGGUUUAAAGGAGACCCCGGACCAGAGGGGGAAGCUGGACUUCCUGGGAGGAGAGGCGACAGAGGCGUGGCUGGAGAACCUGGAGCUCGAGGGCCGAAGGGAAGACGCGGCUCCCGCGGGGAUCCAGGAACUCCAGGUGUCGGCGGGACUGACGGGUUGUUGGGAGUUCAAGGGAACGAGGGAGAUGAGGGUAACAAGGGUCACAGAGGAGCUCCAGGAAGACCAGGACAACCAGGCAGACCAGGUCCUGCUGGAGUUCCUGGAGUUCAGGGGAAACGUGCAGUGACCGGCCUGAAGGGUUCCUCUGGAGAGCGAGGAGAACCUGGACCUCCUGGACCAGUCGGACCGAGCGGGGUUCCUGGACUGAGUGGAGAUAAAGGAGACGUGGGUCCUCCAGGAUGGAAGGGACUUUCUGGAGGACGUGGAGGAGCUGGAGCUGAAGGACCUCAAGGGCUGAAGGGAGAACGAGGAGCUCCUGGAGCAAAAGGUCACACAGGUCCAAAAGGUGCACAGGGUGAUUCAGGACCUCCAGGUUCUUCAGGUUCUCCUGGUGUUCCUGGUGUUCCUGGACUCGCGGGGACGAGAGGUACGAAGGGCGUCCAGGGGUCACCGGGACCGAAAGGAGUGAAGGGACCCAGAGGAGAACAGGGAACUCCUGGAACCCCCGGAACUCCUGGAACUCAACGAAGAGGAUCCCAAAAUGUCGCCAAAACUAAAUUAAAACCUGAGCGGACCCCGAGGUCUCUGAACUGGGAUUCUGAGGAAUACGAUUGGCCUCGAGGGAGUAAAGAGAACCCGGCGUCGACGUGCAGAGAACUAGCGCUGGAUCAUCGGCAGCGUGACGACGGAUUUUACUACGUGGAUCCGAACGCCGGCAGCCCGAGUGACGCCCUGCGUGUUCUCUGUAACUUCACAGCUGGUGGACUCACCUGUAUCUCACCUGUCCAAUCACAGAUUGUAGGUGACUGGUCCACAGAGAGGAGAAACAAAGCGCAGUGGUUCAGUGAGAUCCAGAACGGAUUCAGGUUUGAAUAUUCGGAUGUGAACGUGGUCCAGCUGAGAUUCCUGAGGUUACACAGCGACUCGGCUACACAAACUCUCCACGUCUCCCGUCCUGCUGGAGGAAACGUCACGCUGAGCAUCGCUCUGGAUCUUCUGGCAGAUUCAGGAGGUGAGAUCACGUCCCCCUGCAUCACCACGACGGAGCGCGGCUGUGAGAUCAGAAUUCAGGGAAGAAAUAAAGACAUGGAGCUGCUGCCCGUCAGAGACCUGCGACUAUCACCCACACAACACCAGCAGAACAUCAUCAGAGCUGAACUGGGUCCAGUCUGCUUCCUAUAGAACCCAACAGACACACUGUUAAUGCACUACAUGGUCGAAAGUAUUGGGACGCCCCGUCUAAUGACUGAAUUCAUGUGUUUCAGCCACGACCGUUACUAACAGGUGUAAUAAAUCAAUCAUAUUAAGAAAAUCUUUGUAGGAACAGUUUAGGGAAGGACCUUUCCUGUUCAAGUAUAAACAAGCUCUAUAAAGACAUGAGGAAAAGCUCCAGUGUCCUGCCCCACUCAACAGCUCCGGGAUGAACCGGAACACAGACUGAGUAUCAGUGCCCAUUCACACCAAUGCAGGGCACAAAUUCCCACACACAGACACACUCCAACCUCCUGUAAGAAGCCUCUCAGAAGAGCGGCUGCUGUUCAUGCCGACCAGCUCAUGCUCAGGUGUCCGAAUACUUUUGACCAUGUGGUGUAUAUUUACAUUAUUUAUUUGGAGAAUGAACCCAGUAUUCCAUCUCACUCAAGUGUGAUGGUUUAGAUGCAUCUAUAGUGCUGGUUUUGUGUUCAAAACACAACAAACGCUGGUCAGCUCACGUUCAUUGUUGGUGCUGUUGGACCACCGAGCACAAACCAGUAGCUCCCAGUUUAAAGCUGCAGCAGGAACCAGUGUGGAACAGAGCGGGACUCCGGUGAAAACUGUUCUGCAGUUCAUUAAAAAUUGAGCAUAAACGCUGUUCGUCUCCCUGAUUCACUUCAAACGUUUAUAUUCAACUGAAUUUAUUUUUGCACCCGGUCCAGUCGUGACUAAUCUGAGCUUUUCAACUGCAGACCGCUUCUUUUCACCUGCCAGGGGGGCGGAGUCUCACAGAGCACAGUAUCGCAGUACAUCUCGACCAGUCAGCAGAGGGCGCACUUUCAUCGGUUCGGCCAGUCGCGUGUCUGUGUGGCGCCUGGUCGGCGGAUAGCCAUCGUGUCUGGAUCUGGUAGAGUUCAGUGCUUCAGUGCUGUGUUAGAAUUGUGUAGAAAUAAUUGUGAUCUAUUUGAAAUGUUUUAGAUGAAAUUGACGCUGUUUAAAUGUUACAGCUGUUUUGUUUACAAUAAAAUACUUAUUUUCUUUAUUUUAUUUUUGAUAUUUGGUAAAUAAACCACAUUAGUGUUGCUUUAUUUGUAUGAGUUUAAGACGUUUAAGACGAUCUUUUACGUGUCUGUGAUGUAGAAAUGCACUAAUAAAG